This is a messenger RNA of Thamnophis sirtalis, 717 nucleotides long. Its product is annotated as sperm acrosome membrane-associated protein 3-like. Gene Ontology annotation, biological process: fusion of sperm to egg plasma membrane involved in single fertilization. The record is from RefSeq and is a predicted model, not a curated record. Gene Ontology annotation, molecular function: lysozyme activity. Gene Ontology annotation, cellular component: acrosomal vesicle; sperm flagellum. Lineage: Eukaryota; Metazoa; Chordata; Lepidosauria; Squamata; Natricidae.
AUGAAGUAUCUUCUGCUUCUGUCUCUCCUCAUAUGCCUUACAUUUAGUGUUGGGGGAAAGACCUUUGGACGCUGUGAAUUAGCCCAAUUGUUGAAGAAAGCUGGCUUGGAGGGAUAUCGUGGAUACAGUCUGGCUGAUUGGGUCUGCUUAGCCUUCUAUGAGAGCCACUUUGACUCAGCGCUUGUGGACCAUGAAGCUGAUGGCAGCACCAGCAAUGGCAUCUUCCAGAUCAACAGUCACCUUUGGUGCGAAGAUUACAAACACGGGAAACCAAACCUCUGCCAAAUGCAUUGCAGCGAUCUGCUGACAAGUAAUAUCAAGGAUGAUAUCGUCUGUGCCAUGCGGAUUGCACAAGGACCCAGAGGCCUGGGAUCUUGGAUGGGUUGGAGAGAAAAUUGUGAAGGUCUAGAGUUGUCUGCCUGGUUGAAAGGAUGCAAGUAUACAAAGAAUGUGGAAUGUCUCACUCAUCUUUAUAACUGCCCUACAAGUAAAUGCCUGGAUCUGUUUCCUAGAUCAACCAUCUGUGGUUGUGACCUAACCUAUUACUUGAAAAUGGAUAUAGAUACUCCUCGAAAGGAAUACAGUUCUCCCAAGUGUGCCAAGAGUUCACGAGAAGAUUUAAAGUUCUCAGAACAGAAUUUUCAGGAAGAAAGUCUAGGAUUGCACUCAACUCAAUGUCCAGUGAUAGUUUACCACAUUGUGAAAGAAGUGAGGUAA